AAUCCGGACCUUGACGAUAAAAACAGAACUAUUGCGCAAAUCCUCAUCUUGACCUACAAGUCUUAGAUACGUAAAAUGGUGAUUUUGUAUCUUGUGGGUGCGGUCUUAUGCGCCGUACUGUAUUAUGCUUUUCAAAAACGCUUUACCUACUGGGAAUCGCGCGGGGUGCUUCAGUUUAGCCUUCUGGUGAACCUUCGCGAAUUGCUGCUCGGUUUGAUACCGUACAGAGGCGUUACCGAGGUACUUGAGACAAUUUACAAUGCGUUCCCAGAGUCCAGGUACUGCGGGGUUUACCAGUUUUCGACUCCAACUUUGCUCAUACGCGACCCUGAGUUGAUAAAGAAGGUCACGGUGAAAGACUUUGAGUACUUUACCGAUCACUACAAUGUGUUGGAGGAGGACACCGAACCGAUGUGGGAAAAGAAUCUGUUUGCGCUAAAAGGUGACAAAUGGAAGGAUAUGCGGGCCACCCUAAGCCCUUCCUUCACAAGUAGCAAAAUGAAGUUGAUGUUUGACCUAAUAUCCAACUACGCCAAGGCGUUCGUGGGGUACUUCGAGGAACAUCCAGAUCAAGCCCACUCGAUGGAGAUGAAAGACGUUUUCACCCGAUUCACGAACGACAUCAUCGCGACCUCCGCAUUUGGUGUCAAUUGCGAUUCCAUACGAAAUCCGCAGAACGAAUUUUACUUGAUGGGCAAAGAUAUAACCAAUUUCACGGGAUUUUGGGCCAACUUGAGGAUGAUCAUCACGUUCCUGUUUCCUCGCCUCGCCAAACGACUACAAUUCACGUUCUUCUCAAAGCAGGCGACGCACUUCUUCACGACGCUCAUUCGGGAAAACAUCGCGAGUCGAGAGCAGAAUGGCAUUAUACGCCCUGACAUGCUUCACUUGCUGAUAGAAGCACGGAAAGGCAGACUGAACUUUGAUAAAGCCGUCGAGGACACCGAAUUCACGGCCAUUGAAGGAGUUGCUGAUCGAAAGGAAGAGAAACGGAAGAAAGAACAACUGACCGACAUGGAUAUAACGGCUCAAGCGCUAAUCUUCUUCUUCGCCGGUUUCGACAGCGUUUCCACUUUGAUGUGCUUCAUGGCGCACGAACUUGCCAUUAACGCUGACAUCCAAGAACGUCUUCAACAUGAAGUCGACGACACCAUGCGGCAAUGCGAGGGGAACAUCACUUACCAGGCGCUGUCAAAAAUGGAAUACAUGGACAUGGUGGUUGCAGAAACCAUGAGAAAGUGGCCAGCCGGCGUGGUCUCCGAUCGCGUCUGCACCAAGUCGUAUACCAUCGCACCCGAAAAGGAGGGCGAAACGGCCGUAACGUUGAACGUGAACGAUCCCAUUUGGAUUCCGAUCUUCGCGAUCCAUCGUGACGAAAAUAAUUACGAAAACCCCACCCGAUUCGAUCCCGAACGAUUCAAUAGGGAGAAUAAGACGAGCAUACUUCCCUACCAGUUCAUACCGUUCGGCGUCGGGCCGAGGUCGUGCAUCGGAAAUCGUUUCGCACUCAUGGAAACCAAAUUGGUGUUCUUUUACCUUCUGAGCAAAUUUAAUCUGGUAGUCACCGAAAAGACCGACGUACCGCUGCAGCUCGGCAAACAUGCAUUUCAGUUGAGAGCCAAAAAUGGAUUUUGGUUAGGUUUGAAAGCAAGAACGCACUAAUCCCUUGUGAUAUGGUCAGCUAUGAAUCGUUAACUUUACUAAUGUAAAUCAUAGACACUAUUGUAUUUCUAUUCUAAGUAGAUUUUAAUAAUACGAUACUAUAUAAAACCUCUACAGAUGG
This is a messenger RNA of Photinus pyralis (common eastern firefly), 1783 nucleotides long. Its product is annotated as cytochrome P450 9e2-like. NCBI's taxonomy places the organism in Eukaryota, Metazoa, Arthropoda, Insecta, Coleoptera, Lampyridae. The transcript has 5 exons. The coding region runs from base 76 to 1662 and encodes 528 amino acids. The record is from RefSeq and is a predicted model, not a curated record. Gene Ontology annotation, molecular function: oxidoreductase activity, acting on paired donors, with incorporation or reduction of molecular oxygen; monooxygenase activity; iron ion binding.